GUAGGAUGAUGAAAUCUAUUGAGAAAAGAAAAGCAGGAGGGGGCGUGGCUUUUCGCUUACUAUUCAGCCUCAUCGCCCAGGGAAGCUAGCGCUGUCUGUUUCUUAGUAUAAAUAGGGCAGCUGACAAGUGUGAGAGAUGCUACUACUCGCAAAGGUGCUUCAACAUGGCUCAGACCCUCAAACUGGGCACUGGCAGCAGCAGGUCCUCCUCGCUCUUCCGAGGCUUCCAAGAGCUUUGGGCUGAGACUGUGCUCAAGAAUUCAGAGAAAGUCAUCAAAGGGCACAAGUCAUUGGCAGAGAUGCCCGGACCCAGCACAGUCUCUUUCCUCUCGGAUUUGUUCUGCAGGAGGGGGCUGGCACGGCUGCACCACUUACAGCUGGAAGGGAAAGCCAAAUUUGGCCCAGUCUGGAAGGCAAGCUUUGGACCUAUUCUGACUGUUCAUGUGGCAGAACCAUCACUAAUAGAGCAGGUCCUUAGACAAGAAGGAAAGCACCCCAUUCGUUCAGAUCUCUCCUCCUGGAAAGAUUACAGGCAAUGCAGGGGACACUCAUAUGGGCUCCUUACAGCGGAAGGUGAAGAAUGGCAGCAAUUCCGCAGCAUUUUGGGAAAGCACAUGCUAAAGCCCAAGGAGGUGGAAGCUUACAGUGAUGUUUUAAAUGACGUUGUUGGAGACCUCAUAAAAAAAAUUAAAUAUCAGCGGAGCCAAAACCAAAACAAUAUUGUCAAAGAUAUAGCCAAGGAGUUCUACAUGUUUGGGCUGGAAGGAAUUUCCUCAGUGCUUUUUGAGUCCCGCAUCGGGUGCUUGGAGCCCACUGUACCCAAAGAAACAGAGAGGUUCAUUCAGUCAAUCAACACCAUGUUUGUGAUGACACUUCUUACCAUGGCUAUGCCCAAAUUUCUACACAAAAUAUUCCGAAAGCCCUGGCAAAGAUUUUGCGAAUCCUGGGAUUAUAUGUUUGCAUUUGCCAAAGGACACAUUGACAAAAGAAUGGAGGACGUUGCACAGAAGUUAGCACAAGGUGAAAAAGUGGAGGGAAAGUACCUCACCUAUUAUCUGGCACAGGAAAAAAUUCCAAUGAAGUCCAUCUACAGCAAUGUCACAGAACUUCUCUUGGCUGGAGUGGACACGAUUUCAAGUACUCUUUCCUGGAGUCUUUAUGAGCUAGCCCAGCAUCCAGACAUCCAGUGUGCUUUGUACAGUGAGGUCAAGGAGAUACUUCAAGGCAAACUAAUCCCAUCACCAGCUGAUGUAGCCAGAAUGCCUUUACUGAAAGCUGUUGUAAAAGAGGUCUUAAGACUGUACCCAGUUAUUCCUGGCAAUGCUCGUGUUGUAGCAGACAGAGAUAUUCAAGUGGGAGAAUAUAUAAUUCCAAAGAAGACACUUAUCACCCUUUGCCACUAUGCCACCUCCAGGGAUGAGAAGGUCUUCUCAAAUCCCAAUGAAUUUCAGCCUGAACGUUGGCUAAAGAAGGAAGUUACUCACCACCCAUAUGCCUCUCUCCCGUUUGGAUUUGGCAAGAGAAGCUGCAUUGGAAGACGGAUAGCUGAACUAGAGGUUUAUCUGGCCCUGGCAAGGAUUCUUACCCACUUUGAAGUUAAACCUGAGCAGCCAGGCAGCCUUGUCAUGCCAAUGACUAGAACUCUGUUGGUGCCAGAGAAAGAAAUCAACUUGCAGUUUCUGGAGCGAUGACAUGAGCCAGUGCUUAGUGUGGAUUAAAAAAGCCUCCGGUGUAACACAAGAAUUACUGUGAACAUUACAGUUUGGUCCUGGUUAGGGGAAGGGUCUAACUGUUGGGUUUAUUUGAGGAAAGCUCAACCAAUUAUUUAGACAAUUCACACAUUUUGUGAUACAAGUCAAAAGGGGCUCCAAGCACUGGAGCAUCCAGGUACUAUUCUGUGGUGCUUUUCCUAACUCAGCAAUCUCUGUAUGGCUCCUAUGCUGUAUGUCACCAAAAUGUACUAUAAACAUGGUUCCCAUCUGCCUUCCCUUUUGUAAGAUAAAUAUUUGUGAAUCACAUAAUACAGGAAGGAAUAGUUUACACACCAGUGUGGCUAAUAAUGGACUGUAGCAAGCAAACUCUUUGCUCUACUUAAUGUAUAUAACGGAGAAGCCUAAUGGAAACAAAUCACUUAAAUGUCCAUAAUAAUAUCUUUGUUAUUUGUGAGUCACCAUCAUCUUCUUGUAUUUCCAUUAGAAACAGUAAGGGGCCGAUUCACUAACUUCGAGUGAAGGAUUCGGAGUAAAAAAACUUUGAAUUUCGAAG
Xenopus laevis (African clawed frog) is the source of this 2265-nucleotide messenger RNA. It is a transcript of the gene cyp27b1.S, whose product is annotated as cytochrome P450 family 27 subfamily B member 1 S homeolog. Gene Ontology annotation, molecular function: monooxygenase activity; heme binding; oxidoreductase activity, acting on paired donors, with incorporation or reduction of molecular oxygen. The coding region runs from base 165 to 1691 and encodes 508 amino acids. Gene Ontology annotation, biological process: cholesterol metabolic process; cellular response to peptide hormone stimulus; cortisol metabolic process. NCBI's taxonomy places the organism in Eukaryota, Metazoa, Chordata, Amphibia, Anura, Pipidae. Gene Ontology annotation, cellular component: mitochondrial inner membrane. The transcript is spliced from 9 exons. The record is from RefSeq and is a predicted model, not a curated record.